AUGUGUUCGAAUGGCAAGACUAACGAAUUCAAAUGUUCUGCUGGCCUCUUCUUCAAUAUCCAAUUAUCAGCUUGUGAUUAUCAAAACAACAUUCCAGCUUGCAAUCAAAAUGUUGCAGUUGGAACAACAGAUGUGCCAUUUGCGGCCGAAAGCACGCAAAAGAGCGUCUUCCCAUCACAAGAUAUUCAACCGUCAUCUGCAUCAAUUGUCGUCGGUGGAUGUUCCUCGAAACUGGACGGUAAUUAUCCUGAGAGCGACUGCUCGCACUCAUUCUACACUUGUUCGGUUGGUAUUAGCUUUCUUUUAUCGUCAUUUCUUGGGUCUGCGUUAUAUUUCAGUGGCAUAGGAACGAAUUCGUUCGACCAUCUGUAA
Anisakis simplex (herring worm) is the source of this 372-nucleotide messenger RNA. Lineage: Eukaryota; Metazoa; Nematoda; Chromadorea; Rhabditida; Anisakidae. The record is from the annotation of a GenBank genome assembly.